Molecule: messenger RNA, 5811 nt
Organism: Scaptodrosophila lebanonensis
Lineage: Eukaryota; Metazoa; Arthropoda; Insecta; Diptera; Drosophilidae
Product: DNA-directed RNA polymerase II subunit RPB1-like
Exons: 7
Coding region: 1-5811 (1936 amino acids)
Biological process (GO): transcription by RNA polymerase II
Cellular component (GO): RNA polymerase II, core complex
Molecular function (GO): DNA binding
Source: RefSeq, a predicted model, not a curated record
AUGCUUUUAGAGCCUAUGGAACAAGAAACGCUACACAACCCAAACGAUCCACGCGAAGUUGAAUACAUACAGUUCGGUAUAUUGUCGCCGGAGGAAGUUAAACUGAAUUCCGUAACGCCCGGUGGCAUCAAUUCGCGCACAAUUUUAGAAAAUAAUGUGCCUUUGUAUGGCGGUCUUAUGGAUCCGCGCCAGGGGCCUAUCGAUCGCAAUGCUCAUUGCGGUUCGUGCUCGAAUGGAAUAACAGAGUGUCCCGGACACUUCGGCCACAUCGAGUUAGCUCAGCCGAUCUACCACACCGGAUUCCUACAGAAUGUAGUAAAAGUUCUGCGCUGUGUGUGCUUUUAUUGCUCUCAGCUUCUGGUGAACCGGGACUCGGAUAAGGUGCUGGCCAUACAGGACAAGUUUGGACAUAAUCCGCGCAAGCGAUUAUCUGAAAUGCACAGCAUUUGUCAUGCCGUCAAAUACUGUCCCAACGACUUGAAGGAGAACCCAGUCGAUGUGGAGCCGGAGACACGCUGUGGCCGCCGACAGCCGAACAUAACGCGCAAGGGUCUGGAUGUGCACGUAGCGAUGCAGGGCAUGGUGGCGGGCGUACCGCCCGAAGUUAUUGUCGUAACACCGUACCAACUGCGUCAGAUAUUGAUGGGAAUCUCUGACAGCGAUUGCGAGCUGCUGGGCUUGAAUCCGCAUUUCGCUCGACCCGAAUGGAUGAUCUUAACAAUGCUGCCGGUAAUGCCACCGCCAGUCCGUCCGGCCGUCCAUAUUGCCGGACGUGGUCCGCUGGAUCGCAGCCACGACGAUCUCACCCACAAGCUGGGCGACAUAGUUGUGGCAAACAAUGCCGUCAAGCAACUCAUUCUGCGCGGCAGUCCCGACCACGAGGUCCAGGAGGCCGUCAAGAUGCUGCAAUACCACGUCGCCACAAUGAUGGACAAUGAUCUGCAACAGCUGCCGCAGGCCUUGCAGAAGAGCGGACGUCCCAUUAAGAGCUUGAAGGAUCGGCUCAAGGGCAAGGAAGGGCGGCUGCGUGGCAACCUCAUGGGCAAGCGUGUCGACUUCUCGGGACGUACUGUUAUCACACCCGAUCCCAAUCUGGGCAUUAACGAGGUCGGCGUACCAAAAUCGGUGGCGAAAAUUCUAACCUUUCCCGAAAUUGUCGCGCCAUAUAAUUUUGAUCGCCUACAAGCCUUGGUGACACGCGGCGACAACUAUCCUGGUGCGCGGGCUGUUAUUCGGAAUGACGGCAUGCGUGUCGACCUUUAUAGCCGACUGGCCAAUGCUGGGGUUAAGCUAGAGCUGGGCAUGAAGGUUGAGAGGCAUUUGACAGACCACGACAUUGUCGUCUUCAAUCGCCAACCCACACUACACAAAAUGUCAAUGAUGGGUCAUCGCGUGAGGAUAUUGCCCUUUUCCACCUUCCGCAUGAAUCUGUCGUGCACCUCGCCCUACAAUGCCGAUUUCGAUGGCGACGAAAUGAAUUUGCAUGUUCCGCAAAGCCCCGAAGUGUGCGCUGAGAUCGAUCAAUUGGAGCUCGUGUCUCGGCAAGCGAUUACGCCGCAGUCGAGUCGGCCUGUGAUGGGCAUUGUGCAGGACUCGUUGCUGGGUGUCUGUCGGAUGACGCGACGGGACACGUUUGUGAAUAUUCAACGGUUUAUGCAUCUGAUGAUGCAGAUGCCCUUCUUUGGGGGAUUGCUGAAGCGGCCAUGCAUUCUGAAGCCGGUGGAGCUGUGGAGUGGGAAGCAAAUCUUCUCGCAGAUUAUUCCGGGCCAACUGAAUAUGAUGCGCACCCAUUCAACGCAUCCGGACGAGGAGGACGACAGCGAACAUCAUUACAUGUCGGUCGGGGAUACGCGGGUGAUUGUGGAAAAUAGCGUCCUGCUAAUGGGUAUACUCUGUAAACGAACUUUGGGCGCCUCAAUGGGCUCGUUGGUUCACAUUGUUGUUAGGGAGCUGGGCCACGAGGUCGCUGCCGAGUUCUACACCACCAUUCAGAAGGUGGUUAAUGCCUGGUUGGAGGUUGAUGGUCACAGCAUAGGCAUAGCCGAUUGUAUAGCCGAUAUAGAAACCUACUCCCACAUCGAGGACAACAUAGAGAGCGCAAAGAAACGGGUGCUUUCGGUAAUUGCAGAGGCCAAGAUAAUAUCCAAUAGCUGCACCACCCUGAACGAGACGUUCGAGAAUAGAGUCAACCAGCUGCUAAACGAGGCACGCGACAGUACCGGUAAUUUGGCGAAGCGUUCGCUUAAGGUGAACAACAAUCUGAAGAGCAUGGUGAUUGCCGGCUCCAAGGGCAGCAACAUAAACGUAUCUCAGGUGAUAGCGUGUGUCGGCCAGCAGAACGUGGAGGGAAAACGAAUACCGUGGGGCUUCAAGCGGCGCACUCUACCACAUUUCCACAAGGGGGACUUCGAGCCGGAGUCCCGUGGUUUUGUUGAGAACUCUUAUCUUACUGGUCUGACACCGGCAGAGUUCUACUUCCAUGCGAUGGGUGGACGAGAGGGUCUGAUUGAUACCGCAGUUAAAACCGCCGAGACGGGCUAUAUACAGCGACGCCUAAUUAAGGCUAUGGAAUCAACAAUGGUGCAGUACGAUGGCACCGUACGCGACAGCGGUGGCAACAUCAUUCAGUUCUGUUAUGGCGAGGAUGGACUCUGCGGCGAGGCGGUUGAGUUCCAACAGUUGCCCACUCAAAAAAUAUCAGACGAAUCAAUGACAAAACAAUUCAAGAUGGAUCUAUCAGUGCGUCCGAAAUUGUUUAAAGUAUUCACCGAGGAAACCGUUCAGGAAAUCGAUCGCAAUAUCACGACUACCAACAAAUAUCUAGAAGACGAGUGGACCCAAUUGUGCAACGAUCGCAAACUGCUACGCGAAAUCUUUCCACUCGGAGAUUCGAGAGUCGCUAUGCCCUGCAAUUUGCAGCGCCUGAUCGCCAAUGUCCAGAAGACCUUCAAGAUAAGUCCGCAAUCGCAGUCCACACUGCUACCAGUGUAUGCGAUCGAACGACUUAAGGAGUUCAUUGAUACCCUCGUUGUUAUACCCGGAAAGGGGCAACUCGCCCGAAACACCAACACCAAUGCCACCCUGCUGUUUCAAUGUUUGUUACGCUCCGCGCUCUGCGCUCGUAUGGCCACGGAACGGUACCGCUUCACAUCCGAGGCCUUCGACACACUCCUGGCACAAAUUCGCAUUAACUUCGAGCACGCACAGGUUUAUCCCGGCGAAAUGGUGGGCGCUCUAGCAGCCCAAUGCAUUGGCGAACCCGCUACUCAAAUGACGCUCAACACCUUUCACUUUGCGGGCGUCUCGGCCAAAAAUGUAACACUGGGUGUGCCUCGUCUUAAGGAGAUCUUGAAUGUUUCGAAAUGUCCCCGUUCGCCGUCCAUGACAAUGUUUUUGGUCGGCGAAGCAGCAAAGAACGGACACCUAGCCAGGGAUGUGAUUUCCCGAUUCGAGCACACAAAACUGAAUGAUGUUACAAGCAGUACGCGUCUCAUCUACGAUCCAGACCCAAGGAGGUCUGUGAUCGCAGAGGACAACGAAUUUCUCGACUGUUACUACGAACUGGAUGAUGAAGAUGAUGAUAAAUGCUCCCCCUGGGUAUUGCGAUUGUCCAUGAACCGCAAACGUAUGACAGACUCUGGGUUGCACAUGGAAUACAUUGCGGAGCGCAUCCAUGAAACCUUCGGCGAGGAUUUGCGCUGUAUUUUCAGCGACGAUAAUGUGGAGCAGCCGGUGAUACGACUUUGUACCACGAAGGUGUCACCCACUCCGGGUGAAUAUCUAAAUGAAAUGGAAGAUUUCAAUGAUCCGGACCGACGCAUCGAGGAUCACACCUUUAUACGGUCCCUGGAGGCCACAGUGCUGCAAGAUAUGUCAUUGCAUGGUGUACCGGAAAUCAGAAAGGUUUAUCUGCAUCUCCCGAUAGUGUCGAGCAAGAAACGCGUUUUCAUCAACGAGCGCGGCGAAUUCCAAGAGGUCUCCGAAUGGAUACUAGAGACGGAGGGUACAGCCCUCAGCUAUGCCUUGAGUGAUAUCAGCAUUUGCCGACGUCGGACCUGCACCAAUGACAUAAACGAAGUUAAUGCUGUGCUGGGCAUUGAAGCAGUGCGAAAAUCCAUCGAGAAAGAGAUCAACAAUGUGCUACAGUUCUAUGGCCUGUAUGUCAACUAUCGGCACCUGGCGUUGUUGUGCGAUGUGAUGACGGCUCGCGGUCAUUUGAUGGCCAUUACGCGUCACGGCAUCAAUCGACAACAGACGGGUACAUUGAUGCGCGCCUCUUUUGAGGAGACAUUUAAUGUGCUUCUGGAUGCGGCCACCCAUGGAGAGCGCGAUAACUUGGUUGGUGUAUCGGAGAAAUUAGUUGUGGGCCAAUUUAUACCGUAUGGAACCGGAUGUUUUGACUUGCUCACCGACGUGGGAAAAUGUAGGGAGUCGGUGAAGUCCUUUAACAAGCUGUUGCAGAGCGCUUGCGCGGCCAAUGCCUGCAAACCACCACCGAAUUGGCAGCCUCCAAGCCAUGGAACUCCCGAUUCACCAUUGAGUACGCCGAUCGAAUGCUACUCACCGGAUCCCGUGGUAAGCGGCUCGUUCUCUCCCGAGAUAUUCGUAUCCCCGCUUUACAAAUCACCCAAGUACGAGCCCGCAUCGUCCGUCACGUCGGCUAGUAAAUACGCAGACGAUUUGGGCUACCCGAACGCCACAUUACCCAUGUACCGGCCCGAAACAACCUACACCACGGGCAUGCCUAUGUAUAGUCCGGACUCACCGACAUACUACGCUUUCACACCAAUCUACAGUCCUGCUGCAUCCGCCUACAAGUCGAGCACGCCGUUUUAUAACCCCAAAACCCCGCAAUAUGUUCGGCAAACGCCGAUGUACUCGCCAACGGUGCCGACUCUGUCACCGGCCUCGCCAGAAUACUCUUCGGUACCCACAGUACCGUUAUACACGCCACAAACUCCAGUCUAUGUGCCAAGCUCUUCAGCACUGUAUUCGCCAAUGUCACAGGGGUAUUUACCAGUGAAGCCAACUUACGAGCCAGCUAAGCCGAAGUUCAUACCGAAAUCGGACAGUUUGUACGCCACAAAAUCCCAUUUACUGCCGCAGUACUCGCCCACUUCGCCUACAAUGGUAAACCUAUCUACUCUGCUUACACCCGACUCGCCCAUUAGUUACACGCCGAGCUCGCCACAAACCAAAAUUGGCUACUCGCCCAGCUCGCCGGAUUCGAACACUGGCUAUUCGCCCACAUCGCCGACAUCGGUUAUGGGCUACUCGCCCACAUCGCCGCCUUCGAAUAUCAGUUAUUCGCCUACUUCGCCAUCUUCUGCCAUUGGCUAUUCGCCCACUUCGCCGACAUCGAACAUGACCUACUCGCCGGCCUCACCACCGCUGAAUAUUAGCUACUCGCCCACAUCCCCGGCCUACUCGCCCACCACGCCCAGCUAUAUACAACAGAGUCCAGCUACAAAAAGUGAUUCCCCAAUGUAUUUUCCACCUGCCAGUAAUUUGGGCGGCUAUUCCCCCUCAUCUCCCAGCAUGCAUCCGAUAUUCGAAAGCCUCAACAAGAGAGUAAACUCCAUCCUAAAGCCAAAGUAUAGCAGCACCCCAACUGAACCUAAAAACAAGGCCGAAUACAGUCCGGCCAGUCCGGCUUUUAGUCAAUUCUCAUUGAGCACGAGAAGCACAAUGUACAGCCCUCAAAGCCCCACUACCUUUAGCCCCAUGUCGCCCCCUUUGCCUGGCAAGGAUGUCGAGUACAGUCCGGCGAGUCCCGCGUUCAGCGAUUUUUCGGUGAGCACUCCAAAUUAG